GUAGCCCACUUUUCCCCCCUCAUAAACCGGCCACAAGAGAGCCGCGUGUGUCUUAAAACCACCAGGACUAGAAAUUACUCAGGGUAAUGUUAGUUUUCAGCUGCUUAUAGUCAACCCAAACGUUUCUACCGAGUCCUCUACGUAGUGAGGAAGACGAGGAGCGCCGCAAACACUGCACCCGAUUACAGAUAAAUAAGACGCGAUGCCUCAGAAACAUAAGUCCCGCUCCUGGACGGAGUUGAAACAAGCUGGAAAUGAAUGUUUCAAGACGGGCCAGUACGGAGAGGCCACUAAUCUUUACACUCAGGCCAUCAAAGAGCUGGAGAAGUCCAAUAAAAAGAACCCAGAGGAUUUGGGCAUUUUGUACACGAAUCGUGCAGCCGGCUACCUGAAGGACGGCAACUGUUCAGAAUGUGUGAAAGACUGCAAUAAGUCUCUGGAGUUGUUCCCGUUCAACAUUAAGUCUCUCCUCCGUCGCGCCGCCGCUUACGAGGCUCUGGAGCGCUACAGGCACGCGUACGUCGACUACAAGACCGCUCUGCAGAUCGACUUCAACAUCGCAGCGGCUCACGACGGCACCAACAGGAUGACGAAGGCGCUGACAGAAGAAGAUGGUCCGUCAUGGAGAGAAAAGCUUCCUCCCAUCCCCACCGUUCCUCUGUCGGUCAGAGAGAAACUGGCCCAACAGUCUGCAGGAAGCCCCCCACAACCGAACCAAGCAAAACCUGCACCGCAGCAGAACGGCACCACAGAAACAAAAAAACCUGCUCCCAGCGAGAAGGACAUCAAGAGAGGCCAGGCGCUCAAAGACGAGGGGAACGCCCUGGUGAAGAAAGGAGAGCAUAAAAAAGCCAUAGAGAAGUACACACAGAGCCUCAAACACAACCCCACCGAGGUCACAACCUUCACCAACCGGGCGCUGUGCUACUUGGCAGUGAAGCAGUACCGAGACGCCGUCAGAGACUGUGACGAGGCUCUGGUGAUUGACAGCAGCAACGUGAAAGCUCUCUACAGGAGGGCUCAGGCUCACAAGGAGCUCAAGGACACAAAAACCUGCGUGGACGACCUGAACCGUCUCCUCAAAGCGGAACCAAAGAACUCGGCGGCCAUGAAGCUGCUGCAGGAGGCUCAGCAGCAGCAGCAGCAGCAGCAGAAGAAGAAGAAGUGAUGACAUCAUUACGGACUCUGGAGACGGCGGUAAGGAUCUGUCACUACGCUGCCGACAGACGAGGAGAGAGGAACACGAAUCUGAUGUUUGUUUUUUUUUUUUUUGGAUGUUGUUAUUUUAAAAAGAGACAAAUGACAGAAAACAGCCAAGCGUGUGGAACGAUCCGACCGCUCCGAGUCCGAGUGUUGGAUGUGUCGACUCUCACUGGAACAAACGUGAGCUCGGGUCUGGAGACGUAGCUUCGGUUGGUGAGAGUCCAAAUUGAAAUCAAGAAAGAAGAAGAAGAAGAAGAUGAAGAAGAAGAAGAGACGCCACCAUUUUCAACCCUGAGAUUAUUCGCUUUUUUUUUUUUUUUUUUACCAAUUUUACUGUUUUCACCGUCAGUUUUAAGUCGCUGAGUUUCUGAGAGCUGAAAAAGUAAUCGACAAAAUAAAAGAUCAGUAAUAGAUUCAGAGAGUAAAACCUUCAGAGCCGAGCGUUCAUGUUGAGCUCAA
Scomber japonicus (chub mackerel) is the source of this 1662-nucleotide messenger RNA. RefSeq names its product translocase of outer mitochondrial membrane 34 (gene tomm34). The transcript has 8 exons. Gene Ontology annotation, cellular component: mitochondrion; cytosol. Lineage: Eukaryota; Metazoa; Chordata; Actinopteri; Scombriformes; Scombridae. The record is from RefSeq and is a predicted model, not a curated record. Gene Ontology annotation, molecular function: heat shock protein binding. The coding region runs from base 203 to 1168 and encodes 321 amino acids.